UGGGCCUCGGCGCUCCCGCGGCUGCCUGCGACCGGCCAGGGGGCCGCGCCUAGCGGGAGCCCGGACCCUCCUCCGCGGGGACUGGGGCCCGGCGCCCCGGCGGAAGGCGUCGCGGGCGCUCUGCGAGCCAAGUUCGAGGCGGGGGAGGCCGCCUCGGGCGGGCCCGGCUUCUCCGGGGGGGCGGGCGCGCAAAUGGCCACUCAGGUGGAGCCGCUGCUGCCGGGGGGCGCCCCGCUCUUGCAGGCCGAAGAGCACGGGGGGCUGGUGAGGAAGAAGCCGCCGCCGGCGCCCGAAGGCAAGGGCGAGCCUGGGGCGAACGACGUCGGCGGGGGGGAGCCGGACGGCGGCGCCCGGAGACCUCGGCCGCCCUGUGGCAGGCCGCACCGGGAGGGCACCGGGCCGCCGGAGCGCGAGAGCCCGCGGCUGCCGCAGCCACAGCCAUCCGGCGCCGAGGGCCCGGCGGGCAGCGACGGAGAGGAGGGCGGCGGCGAGCCGGGAGCGGGCGCCGGGCGCCGAGACUUCGUGGAAGCUCCGCCGCCCAAGGUGAACCCGUGGACGAAGAACGCGCUGCCGCCGGGCCUGGCCGCGGUGAACGGACAGCCCCCUCCAGAACAUUCUGCUCCAGCCAAGGUGGUGAGGGCUGCAGCUCCUAAACAGCGCAAGGGCAGCAAGGUUGGUGACUUUGGAGAUGCAAUCAACUGGCCAACACCUGGAGAGAUAGCCCACAAGAGUGUACAGCCGCAGUCUCAUAAGCCUCAACCUGCCCGUAAGCUGCCACCCAAGAAGGACAUGAAGGAGCAGGAGAAAGGAGAGGGGAGCGAUAGUAAGGAGAGCCCCAAAACCAAAUCAGAUGAAUCAGGAGAGGAGAAGAAUGGGGAUGAAGACUGUCAGCGUGGUGGGCAGAAAAAGAAAGGUUGUGAUUUGGGCCAAAGCCCAGAGCAGAAGAGUUGGAUAUGGAGGACCUCUCAAGCCUGUCUCCCAUGCUCAUGCUGUCCCCCAGGGAACAAACACAAGUGGGUUCCGCUGCAAAUAGACAUGAAGCCCGAAGUACCCAGAGAGAAACUGGCCUCACGCCCCACUCGCCCGCAGGAGCUGAGGCAUACACCUGCGAACCGUGGGGAGAUCAAAGGGUCUGAGCCUGCCGCCUACAUGCCUGUGUCUGUGGCCCCCCCCACCCCAGCCUGGCAACCAGAGACCAAACCGGAGCCUGCCUGGCAGGACCAGGGUGAGACAUCCAGUGUGAAGAGUGAUGGGGCUGGUGGGGCGCGGGCUUCCUUCCGUGGCCGUGGACGGGGGCGUGGUCGCGGCCGGGGACGCGGCCGGGGUGGCACUCGAACCCAUUUUGACUACCAGUUUGGCUACCGAAAGUUUGAUGGUACGGAGGGGCCUCGUACCCCCAAGUACAUGAACAAUAUCACCUACUACUUUGACAAUGUCAGCAGCACUGAACUUUACAGUGUGGACCAGGAGCUCCUCAAAGACUACAUCAAGCGUCAGAUUGAAUACUACUUCAGCGUGGACAAUUUAGAGCGAGACUUCUUCCUGAGACGGAAAAUGGAUGCCGAUGGUUUCCUUCCCAUCACCCUUAUUGCUUCCUUCCACCGAGUGCAGGCCCUCACCACUGACAUUUCACUCAUCUUUGUGGCCCUAAAGGAUAGCAAGGUGGUGGAGAUCGUUGAUGAGAAAGUCCGAAGGAGGGAAGAGCCUGAGAAGUGGCCUCUUCCUGGCCCCCCCAUAGUGGAUUAUUCACAGACUGAUUUUUCCCAGCUUCUCAACUGCCCUGAGUUUGUUCCCCGCCAGCACUACCAGAAGGAGACGGAAUCGGCACCUGGCUCUCCUCGUGCAGUUACCCCAGUGCCAACCAAGACAGAGGAGGUCAGCAACCUAAAGACUCUGCCUAAGGGGCUGUCUGCCAGCCUGCCUGACCUGGAUUCCGAGAACUGGAUUGAAGUCAAGAAGAGGCCUCGGCCCUCCCCAGCACGGCCCAAGAAGUCAGAGGAGUCCAGGUUUGCCCACCCGACCUCUCUGCCUCAGCACCUUCCUUCCCAGCAUCUGAUGUCUAAGGAUCAGGAGGAGCAAGAGGAACUAGACUUCCUGUUUGAUGAGGAAAUGGAACAGAUGGAUGGGCGGAAGAACACCUUCACCGCCUGGUCUGAUGAGGACUCUGACUAUGAGAUCGAUGAUCGGGAUGUCAACAAGAUCCUCAUUGUCACCCAGACGCCACCUUACAUGCGCCGGCACCCUGGAGGGGAUCGCACGGGCAACCAUACCUCCCGUGCCAAGAUGAGUGCCGAGCUGGCCAAGGUCAUUAACGAUGGGCUCUUCUACUAUGAGCAGGACCUGUGGACUGAGAAAUUUGAACCUGAAUAUUCCCAGAUCAAGCAAGAAGUUGAGAACUUCAAGAAAGUCAACAUGAUCAGCCGGGAGCAGUUUGACACACUGACCCCAGAACCCCCUGUGGAUCCCAACCAGGAAGUUCCUCCUGGGCCACCGAGGUUCCAGCAAGGUGAGGGGCAGACCCUGGAGACUUGGUGUGGGCAGGAGGGGCUGGAGGCCUGCUUCUCCUCGCUGACCCUCUCUGCCUGUGUAGUUCCCACUGAUGCCCUGGCCCACAAGCUGUUUGGUGCUCCUGAGCCCUCCACCAUCGCCCGUUCUCUCCCGACCACUGUCCCAGAAUCGCCAAACUACCGCAAUGCCAGAACCCCCCGCACACCCCGGACCCCACAGCUCAAAGACUCCAGCCAGACGUCACGGUUUUACCCAGUGGUGAAAGAAGGACGGACGCUAGAUGCCAAGAUGCCUCGAAAAAGGAAGACAAGGCACAGCUCAAACCCGCCCUUGGAGAGCCAUGUGGGCUGGGUGAUGGACUCCCGCGAGCACAGGCCCCGGACUGCAUCCAUUAGCUCUAGCCCUUCAGAAGGGACACCUGCUGUUGGCAGCUAUGGCUGUACUCCUCAGUCCCUGCCCAAGUUCCAGCAUCCUUCCCAUGAGCUGCUCAAGGAGAAUGGCUUCACACAACAUGUCUACCACAAGUAUCGGAGGCGCUGCCUUAACGAGCGGAAGCGCUUGGGCAUUGGCCAGUCUCAGGAGAUGAACACUCUGUUCCGCUUCUGGUCCUUCUUCCUCCGAGAUCACUUCAACAAGAAGAUGUAUGAGGAGUUCAAGCAGCUGGCUUUGGAGGAUGCCAAAGAAGGCUACAGGUAUGGUUUGGAGUGCCUUUUUCGAUACUAUAGUUAUGGUCUGGAAAAGAAGUUCCGGCUGGACAUAUUCAAGGAUUUCCAGGAGGAAACUGUGAAGGAUUAUGAAGCUGGCCAGCUCUAUGGGUUGGAGAAGUUCUGGGCCUUCUUGAAAUAUUCCAAAGCCAAAAAUUUGGACAUUGACCCCAAACUACAAGAAUACCUCGGCAAAUUCCGACGUCUAGAAGACUUCCGAGUAGAUCCCCCCAUGGGUGAGGAGGGCAACCACAAACGACAUCCAGUGGUAGCAGGUGGUGCCAGUGGUGAGGGCAGGAAGCGGUGCCCCUCCCAGUCUUCCAGCAGGCCUGCCGCCGUGGUCAGCCAGCCCACUACAUCACCGACUGGCCAGCCCAUCCAGGAAGAUGCUAAAUGGACAAGCCAGCGCUCAGACACACAAACUUUGGGAAAGUGAAAAGCCCUUAGCCCCUGGGGUUUGGGGGAAGGGGUGGGGUGGGUAAGGGUCCAUGGGGGUGCCCGGUCCCAAGAGAGGGGACAGAGAAGGGCCAGGCCUGGAGUUGACAGGAUGGGCCUCUGUGCUGAGCAGCAGUGUACACACCAUUUGGGCUGUUAGAGGUACCCUGGGCAGGAGCUCCACAUCCCCUUCCCUCCUCUCUCCGCGACUUUUCCAUCCUGGCUUCUUCUACGGGGGGAGGGAAAGGGGGGAGAUUUUUUAUAUAUAUAUAUAUAUAUAUAUAUAUAUAUACACACACACAUACAUACAUAUAUAUAUAUCAAGUUUUAAAUUAUUGAUAGUUUGUCUGGAUUACCAAAAUCACUCUUCAGCCCUGCCCACGGCUAGUAGGCCGCAGCCCUGGUCCUCACCCACAGCCCCUUCCUCCUGCUCCCCCUGAAGCCAACUAUGCAGCCCACCAGCAGGCCCUGGGCCCGGUGGAAGGCGGGCAGUGCCCUGGGCCCCGGGAGCAGCAGCCCCUUGACCACCUGGGCUUGGCCAUCGCCGCCCCCCCCCCAUGCCCUUCUGCCACCUUCUGGGGGAAGGAAACCAAAGGAUUCUCCCCACUCCCUCUUCCCACUUCCCUUGCUCCCCAGCCCAGAGAAACGCUGCUCAGACCAGAAAAGACUAUUGAAAGAUGAUUUAUUUUAUUUUUCUCUGACCUUUCCAUCCUUGGGAAAAUUUUUUAAAAAGUUAAAAAAAAAAAAGACAAAAUUGACCAUUAAAAAAAAAACCAAAAAAAAAAAAAAAUCAGAAAAGCCCUUCCUGAUCAUAGAAAGUGAUGUCUUUCCCCUCUCCUUAGAAUUUUUUUGUUUUGUUCUUGGAAAUAAUAUUUUUUUAAAAGUUGCCUUAUUGUGUGGUGGGAAUGUGAAAUAACACCCAAACGCCUGUUUCCUCGGGGAGCGGACCCGAAGAGCCCCACCUUCUCUGGAUGUGCCUGGCGUGGGCUGGCUAGAUCCUUCCUCUGGACCGAGUUGCAUGUGCAGCGCCUCCUGCCUGGAGGCGAGAGAGUCGGGGCGACUCGCUUCUGAGCUGUGCCCAGAUAUCCCUGCUGCUGCAUCGUUGGAAGCUGAUGUCCAUCCAUGUCUGCGUCCUGCUGCCAGUGUCAUGUCCUCACUCUGCUUGCUGUUGCCUCACGCCAGGCCCCAUCCUGCUGUGAUGCCCUUCAUCCUGCUCUCAGAACCCCAAGGGCAAGUUUGCUUCAGACUGCUGGAAACCAGAGCUGGCCUGGAUCUGGAACGCGCUUGUCCUCGGCCUGAGCAUCUUCCGUGCUAGAGGGGACAGCUGAACAGCUGGCAGCUGAGGCCUGACUGCAUUUCUCGUGAUCUCCUGAAAGAUCUCUGAGACCUCAAGGAGGCUUUGUCUCAUAAAAGAUGACAAAUGUGUCACUGUCCUCCAUUGGUCUGGUGGGCUCUCCCCAUCUUGCAUCCCCCUCUGCAAACCAUCUCUACCUGCCCUCUAAUUGACUCUGCCUGGGGACGAGGGAUGAGGAGGAACUGGGGGCGGGGAGGAAUCCUGCCGAUGGGUGAAGCCCUGUGGCAGGAAGGUAUAUGUGGACAUAGAGUAUACCUGACUUCUCUUCUCCGGCCACUGACUGCCUGAGUUGGGCUGUGAAUGACAGUGGAAUGGCUGGAGUCUCCUGUCGUCAGAAGCUAGGGAGGGUGAUGAAGGACUGACCCAUACAGACUGGGACAUGUGUUUGGUAUGGGUGUGACUGCACAUUCGCCUCCAGUGGGGAAGUUUGUGGUCUUGCUGCUCAGUUAUUGCAGUGUCUUUGAGCCUCCUGUUGAGUGGCUUCCUCUGCUGGCCAAGAGGCCGGGAGUAGGAGGCAGUGUCCCAGGCUGACAGGGCUUGCCCCCGUCUCGGGUGCCUCAUUGCUUUGGCCUUGCCCUCCCAGUGUUUAGUACGUGGGAAGCCUGUCUCUGUUCCUGUGACCCAGUCGUCUCAGACCAAGGAGGAGUGUCCGGUUUCUGCUGUGAAGGGGGCAUUUGAUGCCUUUCCCUGACGGGUCUGGUCGGUGCCUGCCUCACAUGGUAUCAGACCCUGGACUCCUAUACCCCCUUUUCCUGCCCUUCACUUCUUGCUUUGCUUCAAGUCACUCAGUCCCAUACUGUAUCUAGCACCUCAGUAACCUCAGCGUUUGGCCUCCGCUGGGCUUGGGGGCACAGGGAAUCCAUGGAGGUGGGGGAAAGGCUGUUCUCAUCUAGUUUACUCCUAGGCCCGGGCUGCUCUCCUCUCCCUGCUCUUGGACAGCCCCGAAGGGGAAGCCCCUUCAGGGUAGGAAGGUGAGGGUUUCAUCUCAACCUAGGCUGAGGAGGGAGGGGGGCUUUUUUCUUUUUAUUUUUUUGUAACAUGUUAGGAGUUAAUGUUGCAAAGAGUAGUUUACAUCCUCACUUUCUGAAGACACUUGAAUUUAGGACCGAUGUAUCUGUGACAAGCAUGCCAGGAGUGGCAGGGCCAUCGGGGCUAGCCACUUCACACCCGCUAUCCAUCUUCCUGUGGGCAAUCAGACCUGAGACACAAAGAAGCAGCCUGCCCGAACCCCUGUGCACCCUCCACCCUUCCCAGGCUGGGCGGCGCCAGCGCGACCCUUGGGCGUCACACACAAGGGCUGGCUCAGCUCUCAUAAAGGGCGGGAUCUUGCCUGUCCUCUGCUGCGCCUGGGAGCAGAUGCACUACCAGUAGAGGAAGCCUCCCAACCCUGCCCCAGCCUGGACCCCUGGGGCUCAGAGGCGCUGAGCCUCCCUCAAAGUCGUUCAAUGUUUCUGUUUCGUUCCACUGUAGCUUCCCCCUUUCCUGAUGAUUGAUGUACAGAAGAGAAAGUAAGCUGCUCAGAAGGCCCUGAAGUGGAGAGGAGGGGCAAGAAGAUGAGUAGUUAGGAUGGGUGAGGUUUUGCCAAAAGCUUGGGUAGAGUGAUCUGCGUUAUCUGGCACCCUCUUGAAUGGGAACCCCGAAGUAUCUCUUGUGGGAAGGGGCCCUAGAUUCUCCCGCACCCCACUCUUCCUCCUUCAGCUGUGUUGAUGGCAGAGGCAGAGAAGACAGAACUUACAGCCCGUUUCUCACUGGAGAGGAAAACUCGUCGUCUGGCUUUGCGGAGAAGGCGCCACCUUACACUCGUAGUACAUUAUCUCUACCAUGUGCUAGGAUAUCACACUUAAAAGGACAAAAAAAUGUAAAAUACUUGAAUGAGCUUGUAUUAUAACAUUAAUAUUAUUGAGAGUAUCUGCUUCCCAGGCUGAAGUGAUUCAUUCAUUAUUCUAGUCCUGCUUUAGUCCUUUGUAAUUUGUGGUAAUUAUGCUUUUCUUUUUAAUACAAAAAAA
Molecule: messenger RNA, 7007 nt
Organism: Heterocephalus glaber (naked mole-rat)
Lineage: Eukaryota; Metazoa; Chordata; Mammalia; Rodentia; Bathyergidae
Gene: Larp1
Product: La ribonucleoprotein 1, translational regulator
Biological process (GO): positive regulation of translation; mRNA stabilization
Cellular component (GO): cytosol; cytoplasmic stress granule
Molecular function (GO): RNA cap binding
Source: RefSeq, a predicted model, not a curated record